This is a messenger RNA of Prunus armeniaca (apricot), 342 nucleotides long. Lineage: Eukaryota; Viridiplantae; Streptophyta; Magnoliopsida; Rosales; Rosaceae. The record is from the annotation of a GenBank genome assembly.
AUGACUCGCCUCAUUGGAUUCCUAGCCGUCCUCUUGUUCCUUUCAAGUGCUGCAAAUUCGGCGCCUUCAUGCCCUACCGUAACCCAGCAAGUGGCCCCGUGUCUCAGUUUUGUGAAAGGUGGAAGCGACACCAAGCCAUCUGAGGAGUGUUGCAAAGGGGUUAAGGAGCUGAGUGUCAAUGCUAAUUCCAGACCAGACAGGGAAGCUGUGUGCAAGUGCCUUAAGCAAAUGUUGUCUUCCGUUGGAAACUAUAAUCCCUCUCAAGUCUCUCUUCUUCCCAAGAAAUGUGGCCUGUCCCUCAAUCUCCCUCCAAUUGAUAAAAACACUGACUGCUCAAAGUAA